AUCCAGCGAUCAGUGUUAGUUGGAUAGACCCUCGCUCAAGCAAAAUGUGGAAGCUCGUCUUCUUUUUGGCUUUUAGCUUGGCCAAUCCGGCUCUGGGCCAAUACAACCCUAAUUGCGGUGGCAAGCAAGUGAUUGUCCACUUGUUUGAGUGGAAAUGGACGGAUAUCGCUGCUGAAUGUGAAAGGUUUCUCGGACCAGCAGGUUAUUGUGGAUUCCAGGUUUCGCCGCCUAUGGAACACGUAAUCUUGCCCAACGAUAAUUACCCCUGGUGGCAACGUUAUCAGCCUGUCAGUUACAUACUUCAUUCACGCUCUGGAACACCGGAACAAUUUGCUGACAUGGUUCGUCGAUGCAAUGCUGUCGGAGUCAGGACUUACGUUGAUGCUGUUAUCAAUCAUAUGACUGGGCUUGGUCGCGUCGGUGUCUCCUAUGCUGGAUCUUCCUACAACGGCGAUGCUCGCGAUUUCCCAGGAGUUCCUUACACGGCAGAACAUUUCACGCCUAAAAACCUAUGUCCUUCUUCUGACGGGAACGUUAAUAACUACGCUGUUGAGGAGAAUGUGCGUAACUGCUAUUUGGUGGGUUUGACUGAUCUUUACGGAGCCCUUGAUUAUGUAAGGAAUGCGGUUGCUGGAUACCUUAACAAUUUAGUGGAUCUUGGUGUUGCGGGCAUCCGAAUUGACGCUGCAAAACACAUGUGGCCAGCUGAUAUUGCCAACAUGCUUUCACGCGUUAAAGAUUUGCCAACCACGCAUGGAUUUCCCGCUGGAUCAAGGCUCUUCGUUUACAACGAAGUUAUUGAUCGAAAUGAUGGGGCUGUUACAGUAGACGAAUACUACGAUACUGGAAUGGUGACGGAGUUCCGUUAUUGUAUGAAACUCGCAUGGGGUAUUGCGGAUUACGGGCAGCUUGGCGGAUUGGUUGACUAUGGAUGGGGUAUGGCUCGAGAUGACCGCGCUUUCGUCUUUGUUGAUAAUCAUGACAACCAACGUGGCCAUGGUGGAGCAGGUGAUGUAAUCACGCACAAGACACCACGUGAAUACAAGCAGGCUGUUGCGUACAUGUUGGCACAUCCUUACGGAUUUGCGCAGGUUAUGAGCAGCUACUACUUCACUAACACCGACGAAGGACCACCGCAUAAUGCUGAUUGGAGUACGGCAGAUGUUGUUAUUAACGCUGAUGGAAGUUGUGGAGGAGGAUGGGUUUGUGAACAUCGCUGGAACGUCAUAGCAAAAAUGGUUCGCUUCCGCAACGCUGUUGCUGGCACGGCCAUGGAAAACUAUUGGAACAAUGGUGGAGCGGUAGCAUUUUCUCGUGGCAAUAAAGGCUUCUUUGCCAUGGCUAAAGGAGGUUCCAUGGAUCAAACUCUUUCAACAGGCCUACCUGCUGGAACUUAUUGUAACAUCAUCGACAGCUGCGCAACCAACAUUAAUGUCGGUUCGGACGGCAAAGCAAGGAUCCAGAUAAACAAUUAUGAGGAACCUAUUGUUGCCAUUUGUGUUGGAUGCACCGCCGAUAGUGGCCCUACAAGUGCACCGUGCACGGGGUCGAACUGUGGAGUUACCACUGCGUCUCCACCAGUUGAUGGCACAUGUACGCCGGCGCCGCCAAGUGGAACAAGCCGAACCGUAAUAUUUGUUCAGAAGGCCACAAGUGUCGGGCAGGAUCUCUUUAUUAGAGGAGGAAUCGAUCAUGCCAAACGCCCCGGUUGUGUAGAAAAUGCUGCAACAUCAGCCUGUGCAAUUUCGAUAACGACUAAUUCGUUAGGGACAUCGACUCACUACGACAAGUAUAACGCUUGGAGAGCAGGAGACACAAAAUUGGAUUGGUAUGGUGCUCAGUCAGCCCAGGGUUCGUAUAACGGUCAAGCAUCCUCUGGUUCUCCUUUGGCCUGGACAUCAAAUACCGCAUCCAGUCCUGGAUUCCAAUCCUUGAAUAAAUGGGGUGAUCACUAUUGGAUGCUGGAUGUAAAUAUGGAUUGCUCCCAAACAGAACAAGGAUGGUUUGAGCUCAAGGCUUUCCUGACUAAUUCUGGUUCUGGCUGGGAAAAUGACAUUUCACAGGGUGCUUGCACGGGUACAGCUGGUGGAACGGCCCCGUACACAACUAAAAAUCAUAUGGGACGUUGCGGCUACAUCAACGUUUUUACGUUCAGUGGCAACAAUUGUCAGAUCAAUGCCUUUUAGCCCAAGGAAAAUAGUUACAGUAUUCCGCGAGUUUAAGUAGAACAAAUAAAAUACAAAAAAAAGUUCAAA
This is a messenger RNA of Daphnia carinata, 2255 nucleotides long. Its product is annotated as alpha-amylase-like. NCBI's taxonomy places the organism in Eukaryota, Metazoa, Arthropoda, Branchiopoda, Diplostraca, Daphniidae. Gene Ontology annotation, biological process: carbohydrate metabolic process. The record is from RefSeq and is a predicted model, not a curated record. The coding region runs from base 45 to 2186 and encodes 713 amino acids. The transcript is spliced from 16 exons. Gene Ontology annotation, molecular function: alpha-amylase activity; cation binding.